AUGGCAGUCUCAGACCCUCAGCCCGACUUCCAUCCGUGGAACUUCCAGGCCUCAGCCUUCAACAUCAUCCAUGGAGAGAUCGUGGCGGUGACGAGUGCGAUGAGACGGAAUUCGAGGUGGGCCGGGAGCAGCAUUUCGCCGUUCGUCCCGCUGGCCAACCAUGCCGAUCGCGCCGCCGGAUCAAGCGCCGUGAUCGGACUAAGAAACCUCAAGACCGGCCCCGAAGAACCAGCCAAUAAUAGCAACGGUGGUGGAAGCAGCAGCAGUACGAACCAGAACGCAUUGGCCAGCUCCAACUAUUCUCACGUCCGAGGCGGAUUGAUGGCCGGAUUUGCGACGCUGAUCAUGGAACUGAGGGAGUGUCAAGACAUUUCACAACUAGAUGCGCUGACUCUACUGAGUCCGUUCCUCGCGGUUAUCCGCUCGAACGAGACCAACGGACCGAUCACCGCCCUAGCGCUGUCGUCGAUCGACAAGUUCCUGACCUACUCCUUCAUCCAUCCCCAUUCCUCGUCCCUGCCCAUCGCCAUGUCCCAGAUCAGUGCUGCCGGAACCCACUGUCGCUUCGAGGCCAGCGAUAGUCUCAGCGACGAGAUCGUCCUACUCAAAAUCUUGGACGUCCUCGAACAUGCGCUCACCGGCCCGGUCGGAUACACUCUGACCGAUGGAGCGGUGUGUCAGAUGAUGGAGACCGGAUUGAGCAUGUGCUGUCAGAUGAGACUUAGCGAGAUGCUUCGCCGGUCUGCCGAGCGGACCAUGCAAGUCAUGGUGUCUGCAAUCUUUGGACGGCUCAAGAACCUCGAUCCGUCCGUCGAUGACUUUGUCCCAGAUGAUGAUACCGACGAGGAAGACGGGCUCAAGGAACGACUGCGAAUGUUAACCCCCGAUCCUCGCAGCGGCUCCAUCCCAGCCGCCUCAUCGCUCGCCAGCAAGGAGCGCGAACGCAGUCAGAGUCUCUCUCAAAAGGCCCCGCCCAGCCUUCCAGAAGAACACUCGAAACCUGAAGAGCCCCAAGCCGAUGACGAGAAACAGGCCCUACUCGAGCCUGCUGAAGAGCCCACGCCUGAGCCCAUCGUGAAUGGAUCGUCGACCGAAGAGGAAGAUCUGAAUGAAGAUGCAACCGAGGAUCUGGAACCGCAUGGAUUGCCCUCGAUAAAAGAGCUCAUCCGGGUGCUCAUCUCCCUCUUGGAUCCCUACGACCCACAGCAUACUGACACUAUGCGAUUGACGGCACUCAACAUACUCAUUACUGUCUUCGAAGUGGCUGGGAAAGACGUCGGUCGGUUCCGCAGCUUGAGGGCCAUGGUCUCCGACGACCUGUGUAAAAAUCUCUUUCAGCUGGUCCGAUCCGAGAACAUCAGCAUUCUAUCGACCUCUCUACGUUGUAUGACCAACCUCCUCGACACCAUGCGACCCUACCUGAAGAUCCAUCUCGAACUACUAUUAUCGUAUCUCAUGGACAGACUGCGUCCUCAUCCCACCCUGACCAUUCAUAAACUUACCAAUGGCCACACGGGUACGACGGCCGAAUUCGAAGAACAGCUCGACAAGAUCACCUGGAGGCACCACGACGGGAUCGACGGAAUCCCCCAGCCAACUGCCACCGGCACCUCCGCACCCAACUCUUCGCGCAAUCAUACGAUAGCAGCCCGGCAAGCAAUGGUGGCUACCGGCGAAGCAAGACAGUUGAUGCUCGAAUAUCUUGCGUAUUUCUCCCGAGUGCCUGAUUUCAUGGCCAACCUCUGGGUGAAUUUCGACUGUAACGUCGAUUGUGAAGACAAUUUCGAGCGACUGAUCCGAUUCCUUGCCAGAGGAAUCUAUCCACUAAAUCCAGCAUACUCCCAAUCGCAAGAAGGAUCGCAAGUGUUAUGUCUGGAUACAUUGCUGGCCUUCGUAGGCCACAUGAUCGACCGACUGGAGUCUUCGGUCCAGCCGUCAGUCGACGUGCCCGCGCCGGUGCUCUUAGCCAGAGACAAGGAGGGCAAACGUGCCUUACUCGAAGGUGCGGCCAAGUUCAACCAGAAACCGAAGGAAGGCCUCAAGUUCUUGGAAGCCAAGGGAAUCAUCUACGACGACCCGACCCUGCCUCGGCCCCAAAGCCUCGCCUUCUUCUUCAAAACCUGCCCCCGAUUGGAUAAGAAACUCCUCGGGGAGUACAUCUCAAGGCCGGAAAACCUCGAGGUUUUGAAGGCCUUCAUGACUCUCUUCGAUUUCCGCGGCAAAUUGAUCUCCGAUUGCCUUCGAGAGCUUCUGGAAACUUUCCGUCUGCCUGGAGAAUCUCAGCAGAUUGCACGAAUCACGGAAGUGUUUGCCGCCGUCUAUGUGGCUGCUGGAGCGCAUGAUGUCAAAACUGAAGACGCGGCAUAUGUAUUGUCUUACUCUGUCAUCAUGCUUAAUACCGAUCAACACAACCCCCAGAACCGCAAAAAGAUGGCCUUGGAGGACUACAAACGAAACCUUCGGGGUGUCAAUGAUGGUGAGGACUUUAGUCCAGAAUAUCUGAAAGCUAUCUUUGACUCAAUUAGGAAACGAGAAAUCGUCAUGCCCGAAGAACAUUCCGGCCAGCUCGGCUUCGAGUAUGCUUGGAAGGAGCUCCAACGUCGAUCCAAAAAAGCAGGAACAUUUAUCACAUGUAAUACGAAUAUUUUCGACAAGGCGAUGUUCGAGGUCUCGUGGAAGCCAAUCGUCUCCUCCUUAUCAUACGCCUUCACCCAUUUCAACGAUGACUUCAUGCUGCAAAGGAUUGUUGCCGGCUUCCAGCAAUGCGCCACCCUGGCCAGUCGAUUCAGUUUACCGGAGGUGUUUGACGAAACGAUUGCAGCCUUGGCUCGGAUCACCGAUCUGAUUCACCAGCCGUCGCACGAAGUGAAUUUCCCGACGAUCCCCGCGGACGGCCAAACCCUAACCAUCAGUCCACUUUCGAUCCGAUUCGGAAAGAACUUCAAGGCCCAACUGGCCGCCGUGGUCCUUUUUACGGUGGCUAGUACCGACGGAAAUGCUAUCAGGAGGGGAUGGCUGUAUAUCUUUGAGAUCAUGCAAAGCUUAUUCGCCCAUUCCAUCCUCCCCAACGAGCUUCUUCUCUUGCCAGAUUUCGCCAACGUCGGUACGAUUCCUAUCCGGCCCCUGAAAUCACCCGCCCAGCCCCCAGAACGAAGAGCGGAUGCAGGGUUACUCUCCACUCUGUCUUCUUAUCUCUUGUCGCCUUAUGUUGGACCUUCCGAUGGGAUUGGACGGGAGAUUACCAAUGAUGACGUUGAGUCGACCCUUUGCGCGAUCGACUGCUUGGCCUCUUGCCAUUUCGCGGAGGUAUACAAUGGUAUCUUCACGAUGGAUGUCGAAUUAAGAUACAAUGUGCUGAAGAUUUUGGCAGAGCUUGCCGACGGCCAAGUAGCUAAAGCUACCCGAGCGCGAGGGGCCAAUGUGGAUCACCCCUCUCCCCCCUCAUCGCCGCAAUGGUCACGAUCGCAGGCAUACUACGAUCCAAGCGCAUUAUUCCUACUAGAGCUGAUCAUUUCGGUAGCUACCCACGAACCGGAUGCGCUGAGCAAAUUAUGGACCCCCGCCUUCGAGUGCAUCUCCAAGAUUCUGGCCAACUCAGUCAUGUUGAGUCAGUUGCUCGUCGAGCGUGCCAUCGCUGGUUUGCUCCGUCUCCAGUCGAUCGCUGUCGAGCAGGAAUGCCUCCGCGAUCAGUUCUUCUUGGCUUUAGACGUCUUCCGAUCCCUGCCUCAGGCCAUCCUCAACUCCGUUGCUCAGCCUAUGAUUCACGGAGUCUGUCAGAUUGCAUAUGGGAACCCGCAGGUGUUCAGAACGUCGACCCAGUGGAACAUGCUGUUCUCGAUUUUCACAGCUACAGCUGGUAUCGAAGAAGCUGCCAAGGAGUCCUUCCAAGUACUCAACAAACUAGCUUCUGGCGAACUACCUCCUGGAAUCGUCGCCGAGAACUUUGCCCCAUUCAUCUCGGCAUUGAAUUCCUUUGCCAGCGUGUGUGGGCAAGAUGGCUCGUCGAGGUUUCCGGCUCAGAAUGUGUCCAACAGGACGGAUGGGCAGGUGGUUCAGAGGGCAUUAGAAGCAGUCGGAAUGAUUCAAAAUGCACAAGAAAUGAUACCUGGGAUGCUAGCCAAGGCGCAAUCGGACCCAUCUCGACCGUGGGCGUCGUUUUGGAUGCCGGUCUUGCUAGCCUAUGGUCAGCAGAGUAUCAACGGAAAUCGGGAGGUCCGCCAGCAAGCGCUUGCCAACUUACAACGAUCGCUGAUGGCUCCGGAGAUCCUGUCGAACGGGAACGUCGACUUGACGAUCAUCUUCGAGCGCGUCCUUUUCCCCGUCCUCGAGGAACUCUUGAAGCCUCAGGUCUUCAGGAGAGAUCCCGACGGGAUGGGGGAAACUCGUCUUCGAGCUUCCGGUCUGCUCUGCAAGAUCUUUCUCCACUACUUGGUCCAACUGAGUCAGCAGGGUAUGGCUAGGAUGACCGAGCUGUGGUUGCAAAUUCUUGGCUUCUUGGAUCGAUUCAUGCAUAGUGGUAGGAGAGACCAAAUGUACGAGGCCGUACCUGAGAACUUGAAGAACGUGUUACUAGUCAUGCACGCCUCUGGCUUCUUAAUCCCGCCGCACGAGAAUCCGUCUCCUGAAGAGAGUCAUCUAUGGAACGCGACCUUUGAGCGGAUUGACCCGGUCCUGAACACGUUGAAGACCGACCUAUUUCCUCCACCUGCCAUGGCGGCGACGAUACCGGCGGCUUCGACCGUCAAUAACAGUCCGGCCUCUACUCCUGCCCAAUCUAAUGCUAACAACCUCCCUCCUGGCUCCGAGCCUCCCUCUCUCCCCGAAAAGCAUCCCUCUGGCCUUCCUGAUCCUCUCGCUCCUAGCUCAGAAGAUUAG
Molecule: messenger RNA, 4875 nt
Organism: Puccinia triticina
Lineage: Eukaryota; Fungi; Basidiomycota; Pucciniomycetes; Pucciniales; Pucciniaceae
Exons: 14
Coding region: 1-4875 (1624 amino acids)
Biological process (GO): regulation of ARF protein signal transduction
Molecular function (GO): guanyl-nucleotide exchange factor activity
Source: RefSeq, a predicted model, not a curated record